AUGAAGCCGCCUGCGGCGAGCCCUACUGCUACCUCGACCAAGAGGCAGACGAGCCUUGCGGGCUUCUUCACCCCCGCCGGUUCCGCCAAGAAGAGCCGUACGGAAGCAGCACCCCGCCCGGUCGGGCGAGACGACGAUGAUGAGCCUGUAGCUAUCGCUGGCCCCUCGUCCGGUACCAAGCGCAAGCUUGGGUCGGCGGAAGACUCUGCGGUCGUACGGAACAUUGGCGUGGAGGAAGAAACACCUGAAGAAAGGCCAUCACCGACCGACGAGGACACCUUCAUCAACUACCCUCCUCGCACGCACCCGUCCUACCGCCUACCUCCUCGGCCCGACUACAACCAUCCCAUUCCCAUCAUGCCCCCUCCUCCCUCCCUCAUCUCCUCCCUCCGCUUCAAUACUUCUCCCCGCAUCAUCACGUCGCCGGCGGACCUCGAUCUCCUGUAUUUCAACCGGUUCAUCGACCCCUCGGGCGCCCGGCAGUUGACCAAGUACCUGCUGGAGGCGAUGCCGUGGUAUCGGGUCAACUACAGGACUCGUAUGGGGCAGGAUAUCAAGACCCCUCGGUACACUACGGUGUUUGGGAAGGACGCGACCCCGCUACCGUGGGAUCAGUACCCCAAGUGGAGUCCGCGUGCUAUUCCCGAGAUCCUGCUCAGGUUGAUGCAGAAGGUCGAGCAAGUCACAGGCGAGACGUACAACUUUUCACUCGUCAACUACUAUUCCUCCGGAACCGACUCGAUAUCCUACCAUUCCGACUCGGAGCGCUUCCUCGGCCCCAACCCCUGCAUAGCCUCCAUCUCCCUCGGCGCCCCGCGCGACUUCUUCCUCCGCCAUACCGAGCACAAGACUAACGGCCUCCCCGUCCAAAAGUUCAACCUGCACGAUGGGGAUAUGGUCGUCAUGCGCGGCAAGACGCAGCACAAGUGGGAGCACAGUAUCCCGAAGCGCGCCAAGGCGGAGGGGCGGAUCAAUAUCACGUUCAGGAAGGGAGUGGUGCAGUAUGCGACGGAGAAUUAUUUGACGUAUAAUGUGGGGACGGGCCCGAUGUUUAGGUGGGAAGGGGGGAAGAUGGUGGAGAAGGGGUAUGUGGGGUAG
Dioszegia hungarica is the source of this 1098-nucleotide messenger RNA. RefSeq lists its product as uncharacterized. The record is from RefSeq and is a predicted model, not a curated record. The transcript is spliced from 2 exons. NCBI's taxonomy places the organism in Eukaryota, Fungi, Basidiomycota, Tremellomycetes, Tremellales, Bulleribasidiaceae. The coding region runs from base 1 to 1098 and encodes 365 amino acids. Gene Ontology annotation, biological process: DNA repair.